AACUCUACUGCCACCUACCAUAAAACACACCCGGAAAAUCCACAUUCCUCAUCAGUUUCCACCUCCUCCAUUUCAGAUCACAAAAAAACUAAAGUGAAACUUUAAACACAGCUACAGAGAUCAAAUGCGUCAGGAUUACCAUAAGAACACUCCAGAUCAAACAGACACACGCAGACAGGUUGUAACUGUGGGUCUGGGGUGAGUGGCUGGUCAGCAGAUCAGAAAUGGAACCCCUGAAUAAUGAAAGCAAAAAGGUGGACAGGCCUGAGUUUCUCAGCAAUCAACUAUUAAGAACAAAGUCCCUGGAAAUAAAAAGGUCAAACAAGUCACAUAGGUCUUCUGGAAACUAUUCGUACACGGGGAAACCAAUCAAAAUGAACCUGCAGGAGGACAUGAGAUCACAAAGGUCACUUUCAGUGGCGAGUUAUUCAUCCAUGGAGGAUCCAAUCAAUUUGAGCAAGCCAGAACCUGUGGACAAGUUAAGGUUACACAGGUCACUUUCAGUGGUGAGUUAUUCAUCCAUGGAGGACCCAAUCAAUUUGAGCAAGCCAGAAACUGUGGACAAGUUAAGUCACAGGUCACACAGGUCACCUUCAGUGGCGAGUCGUUCAUCCAUGGUUCGCCCAACCGGGUUUAGAAAGUCAGAAACAGAGGACAACAUGAGUACAGCGUCUGAGCCGGCCUCAUCGAUUGCAGACAGCGGUGUGGAAUCAGUGACGACUGACUGGUCACGUGACACACCUUUCACCGUUCCUCCAGAUGCCCGGCAGAACCCUCGUCAUGCUGCUCCUGGAGAUGUAGCGUGCGAUCUGUGUGAAGAAAUCAAGCUGAAAGCAUGCAAGUCCUGUAUGACCUGCCUUGCCUCGUUUUGCGAGCUACAUGUCCAAGGUCACUACACAAUCGAGCCGCUGAAUCGACACCUACUGGUGGAAGUCACCAAAAACCUUGGGAAUCUUCAGGAAAGUGCUCAGAUGAAGAAAAUACUAACAAAGGAACGGGAAGAGAACCAGAGGCUGAAGGAUGAGAAUCUAGCGCUGAAAAAAGAAAAUGAAUCUCUAAGGCAGAGGAUCUGUAAACUGAGACUUCCUGAUUAUAUCUGCCAAGGGAAGGUACCUGUAGCGGCUGAUUUGACAUUGGAUCCUGAAACAGCUCACUGUGCUCUCCUUCUAUCUGAUGACUGCAAACAAGUGCGAGUGGGAGACAAGACAACUGUUCAUCAGACUUCCCAGAGAUUUGACAAGUGGGAGUGUGUCCUAGCUAAAGAAGGCUUCAGCUCAGGACGACACUACUGGGAGGUGGAAGUUAAUCGAGAGUUCACUAUAGGGGUUAGCCGUCAGUCUGCUCAGAGGAAAGGAAAGUUCAUCUUCUGUCCCAGUGAAGGAUACUGGUGUCUCUACCACUUCCGGCAAGCUUUCAGUGCCCUGGAUGAUUCUAUUCAUCGCCUGCAAGUCAACUCUUUUCCUCGGGUGCUGGGGGUGUGUAUCGAUGUGGAUGAGAAGUGGGUUGCAUUUUACAACUCUGAGACUAAAGCACAAAUUUACACCUUCAGAAAUAUGACCUUCACUGACGGAGAGAAGAUCUAUCCUCUGUUCAACACCUUGGAGAAAUCAGCCAACCUUGAGAUUAAGACUGAAAUGUUUUUUACCGCUUAAACUCUCCCUAAACACGUGUUGAUAAUAAGGUAGAGGGUUAUUAACCUGAUCUGAAGAUCAAAACAUACUAGUGGUUGAAGCCUCUAGAAAGUAUCGAGACCAUUUUUUUUGUAUCUAGAACCUGAUCUAAUUAAUCAGCAAACAAGCAUUUCCAGAGUUGUGUAGUUGUGGAGGAGUAUAGACUGCAUGACAUCUGUAAUAUUUGUGACUGACUUGAGUAGAAUAAGAAGGAAUCUUAAUGCAUAAAUGACUGAUAUGGGAGUGAAUGCUCAAUUUACACACUGCUGCCACCGCCAAACAAACAUGAUGCUAACCAGUCUUAUAUCCCAUUUGUAAUGAACCUUUAGUAAAAAAAAAAAAAAAAAAGUAAUAGCUACCUAAUCAUAACAAAUUCAGGCAAUAGACAACGGUACAUAAUGACAACACUAUUUUUUUUUUCCAUUUCUCCCAAAUUCUCCCGUCCAUUCAGCUGCUAGUCAGCUGUAUAUUCCCCAUUACUUGUGAUGCCACAACACCAGGAGUGUGAAGACUAGCACAUGCCUCCUCAAUAAAGCCACAUCAUCUUUUCGAACUGCUGCUGAUGCAGCCAGCAUGCUCAGAGGAAACUGCAGUGAGUUCAGAUACAUCAGCUCACAGACGCCUUGUGAGCGACAUCACACUUUGAGUGAUGAGGGGAAAGAGUGCCAUUUACCCACCCAGAGAGAGCAAGGCCAACGGUGCUUUCUCAGGGCUCCGACAGCUGAUGGCAAGCAGCAUGACCCGAAUUUGAACCAGCAAUCAACCAGGAAACACUUUAAAUGUUCCCUAUUUCUGGUUGUAACACAGGCCAAAAUCAUGAUCCCUAUGCCCCUAUGCUUAACAGUCAGAGAGGCUGUGUUCUUACACACCCUUUAUUCUCCAAACUUACCAACUGUUUAUUGUGUCUAAACAUGCCUUUUUUGCUAAGCUAUCCUUUCACAAUAGAACAGUAGUAUUUACACUGGAAACAAAAUAUUUCUGCUGUUGCUUAAACCUUAUAUUUCCAAAAUUAAAUUUCAGUAGAAGUCACUGUAAACACCUUUUAUUGUUUAUUUGUUUUUAUUGUUUUGUGCAUCAUGACAACAUUGUCUUCUUCUUCAAAGUAGUGUUGUUAGAAGGUAUGAACAUAUAUGGAGAAUAUGAAAGAAAUCAGGUAUUGCUGUUAUAAGUUAACUGUAACUUGUUUAAGGGAAAAUAGUAAGGAAUUUUAAAUUUGUAUGUAAAUGCUUAUAUGCAGGCUGUUUUUAUAUUAUCAUCAUCUUUUGGGGUUGAAUUAUUGUCCAGUCCAUGGAGAGGUAGAUUCUAGUUCAGAUUGAGAAACUCCCUUUUGUGCUUUAGAAACUAUGCCAAAUGGAAUUUUUACUUAGAGAAUCAUGUUGUUAAAAUGUAUAAACAUAUAUGGAGGAACAUAUGGAAAAAAUAAGCUCUUGGUAUUACUGUUAAAAGUUAAUUGUAACUUAUUUAAAAUGUAAAUAGUGAGAAAAUGUAUUUGUAUAUAAAUGCUGAUAUGCAGGCUGUUUCUGAAUUAAUAUCUGUUUUGGGGUUUAAUUAAUGCCCAGUUCAUUGAAAGGUGGAUUGUAGUUCAGAUUGAGAAACUCCUUUUUGUAAAAUGGACAGUUUAGAGCACUGAUUGUUAUAUUAGUUUAUUAUACUGUCAAUCAUUAAUUUGCUAAUAAAACACUGUAUGAAAACAGCUGCAUCUACAAGAACUGUUGUAUGUUUCUAAAAAACUGCUGGG
Messenger RNA from Astyanax mexicanus (Mexican tetra), 3408 nucleotides. Its product is annotated as nuclear factor 7, brain. Gene Ontology annotation, molecular function: protein binding. The record is from RefSeq and is a predicted model, not a curated record. Lineage: Eukaryota; Metazoa; Chordata; Actinopteri; Characiformes; Acestrorhamphidae. The transcript has 9 exons. Bases 225 to 1652 code for a protein of 475 amino acids.